Molecule: messenger RNA, 1485 nt
Organism: Scylla paramamosain (green mud crab)
Lineage: Eukaryota; Metazoa; Arthropoda; Malacostraca; Decapoda; Portunidae
Product: calcium-dependent secretion activator-like
Exons: 8
Coding region: 60-1106 (348 amino acids)
Biological process (GO): synaptic vesicle exocytosis; dense core granule exocytosis
Source: RefSeq, a predicted model, not a curated record
GGAUUGAUUAGAUUAUUCUUGAUUCAGCAGGUGAAGAAGACAGCAAGAGGCCAGGUCGGAUGCAGCAACCGCUCAACAGUGAGCUCAUUAUGCCUAAAGAGCAACUCUUUGACAUGUUUCAGCAAAUCUUAGGCAUCAAGAAAUUUGAGCACCAGCUGCUGUUCAAUGCACUUCAGCUGGACAGCCAAGAUGAACAAGCUGCAGCUAUCCGGAGAGAGUUGGAUGGACGCAUGCAAAAGGUUGCAGAACUAGAGAGGAAUCGCAAGCUGAUGCCCAAGUUUGUGGUGAAAGAAGUGGAGUCCCUUUAUCUGGAGGAGCUUAAGACUUCAAUAAACCUCUUGAUGGCCAACCUAGAGAGUCUUCCUGUUUCAAAAUGUUCACAGGAAGGCAAAUAUGGGUUACAAAAACUCAGAAAGUACAAUCAUAGCAGGUCUCAGAGCUUGUUAAGUGGCUGCGAUAGUGACAGUAUGGACAACGAAGUGACGCUUUCCAAGAUGGAUGUUGUCCUGUCCUUUGCUCUUGAGGUGCUGGUGAUGGAGGUGCGGGAGAUCAAACAUCUACCACCAAACAGAAUAGUUUACUGCACGAUGGAGGUGGAGGGUGGAGAAAAGCUUCAGACUGACCAAGCAGAGGCAUCAAAACCAAUGUGGGACACACAAGGGGAUUUCACAACAACACAUCCACUACCUGGUGUCAAAGUAAAGCUGUAUACAGAAUCAGCAUCUAUGCUUUCCCUAGAUGAUAAGGAACUAGGCAAGGUUGUUCUACAUCCCACAGCCAUGUCAUCCAAGGCAUUUGCAUGGUUCAGUGACCUUUUAGUGGAGCACGCAGAGAUCUUCUGGUCCCUGUUUGCUGUGGACAUGGAUCAAGUAUUAGCAGAACAACCCCCUGAUACCUGGGACUCCUUCCCACUCUUCCAGAUACUAAAUGACUACCUAAGAACAGAUGAUAACCUAAAAAAUGGACGGUUUCAUCAACACCUCAGAGAAACAUUCGCUCCAAUGGUUGUUCGAUAUGUGGAUCUGAUGGAGUCUUCAAUAGCCCAGUCCAUCCACAAAGGCUUCGAGAAGGAACGGUGGGAGAAUAAGGGAGGAGGCCGUUGGUAGAAAACACACAAUCCAAGAUUAAUUAUUUGCUUAGUAAAAUAUAAUAUUUUAUUUAUUUAUUUUCUUAUUUGUGUUAUUUUUGUUUUAUGCUUGCACUAAUACAUUUUUUACAGUCAUACUGAAACAACAUCUUUAUACUAGCAUUUUCUGAAAAUAAGGUAACACAUUUUUUUUUCUUAAUAUGUGAACUGGUAAAAACUGGGAUACUAUCAUAACAGUAAUGUGAUUUUUAUAUUGUUAUUUUUAUAUAAUGAGAAUGAACUCAUGAAUAUGGCUACUCUGAUUUCCAGGAUAGAGUGAGAUGUAAAGCAGCUUUCUAGAAUAGACUGAAAUUUAAACCUGGAGAUAGUGAUAUUGAAAUUAGAUCAUCCCAUCCUCA